Molecule: messenger RNA, 1644 nt
Organism: Candidula unifasciata
Lineage: Eukaryota; Metazoa; Mollusca; Gastropoda; Stylommatophora; Geomitridae
Source: the annotation of a GenBank genome assembly
AUGCUUCCUUCGAGGGUCAUUUUUGACUUUGACUUUAAAAGAAAUGUGUGUCGAUGGAAAGCCACCAUAAACUUGCAAGCUUUUCCCGUUACCAGUAUGAUGAUGUACGACGGCGACUCCAUUUCCCAUUCUUCAGACGGCAAGACGUGGGUGUUUGUCAACAAGAAUUAUAAGGCCGUAUUUAAGGCGGGAACUACUCUUGAGCUAAAGUUCAACGCCCAGUAUACUGGACCUGGCACAAUGACAGGGUCAGUUGUGCUAGAGAACAUGGGCCAUGAUGACUGGACGGUACCCGAGGCACCUGACACUGAUGGCUCAAAGUACAACUAUAAUGACCUUCUGUUCAAGUCACUGCUUUUCUACGAAGCCCAGAGAUCAGGGAAACUACCCGCUAACAAACGCAUACCCUGGAGGGGAGAUUCGGCCCUCAACGACAAGGGCGACAAAGGGGAGGAUCUGACUGGAGGAUGGUAUGAUGCUGGCGAUCACGUCAAAUUCAACUUUCCAAUGGCCUACGCUGUCACAGCACAAGCCUGGGGUUUCCUGGAGUUUGCUGACGCCUACAAAGCUGCAGGUCAAGAAGAUUACUUGGUCGAUGGAAUCAAAUGGGCUCUGGAUUACUUAAUUAAAUGUCACACUGGGCCAGAGGAACUUUAUGUUCAGGUUGGCGAUGCAGGUCAGGACCAUGGUUUCUGGGGACCCCCGGAGAUGAUGACUAUGGCACGGCCAGCUUAUAAAGUUACGGCGUCGAAACCCGGUAGUGAUAUUGUCAUGGAAACUGCAGCCGCAAUGGCUGCUAGUUAUCUGAUAUUUAAGAGCAGGGAUCCAACAUAUGCUGCAACACUUCUAUCUCACGCUAAAGAGCUCUGGGAGUUCGGCAAUAAAUACCACGGAAGAUAUACGGACUCUGUUUCUGCAGCUUCUGGCUUUUACACCUCCAACAAUUUCACAGACGAGCUGAGCUGGGGAUCUCUCUGGCUACACCGGGCAACAAAUGACGCCAAGUAUCUGGCUGAAGCUGAGAGAUGGUUUGACCCAGACCCGCCUGGGAUUCUUUUGUUCCAAGCUACUAAAGAUGAGAAAUACAAAACAGCCGUUGAGAACACCUUUAAAAGCUGGUUUCCUGGAGGAAAAGUGCCAUAUACUCCCAAGGGCCUGGCUUUUAGACUGCAGUGGGGGUCUUUGAGAUACUCUUCUAACAUGGCUAUGGCUGCCCUGAUUGCUGCUGAGGCCGGAAUAAUGCCCACGGAGCUACGUCACUGGGCAAUGUGUCAGAUCCACUACGCUAUCGGAGACACUGGCUUUAGUUACGUGGUUGGUUUCGGCAGCAAAUCCCCACACAGCCCCCACCAUAGAUCCAGUUCUUGCCCCAAGGCUCCAGCACCAUGCGGCUCGGACGUCUUCAAUAGUGGAAUUCCCAACGUGCACAUCUUGUACGGAGCUCUAGUUGGUGGACCCGGUGAGGCGGAUGACUACAAGGACGAUCGAACAAACUACGUCAACAACGAGGUGGCUUGUGACUACAAUGCUGGCUUCCAAGGGGCAAUUGCAGGUCUGAAACAUCUCAUGCUCACUGGCGACCACCCGGAGAAGAGCGGAAACGCUGCGUGCCCCUUUACUGCGGGAGCCAUAGUUGGGCGAUAG